GAAGGCCUUGGCAACGGCAGGGCACCGUCAGGGCCUCCCCCUCAGGGCAUCCCCAGGGUGCCCACGCGGUCCCUUCGUCCCGUCCUCGGUGCCCCCCGUGGUGCCCCCCCGUGGUGCCCCCCCCCCGCCGCCGCCGCCGCCGCCAUGAAGGACGUGCCGGGCUUCCUGCAGCAGAGCCAGAGCUCCGGCCCCGGCCAGGCCGCCGUGUGGCACCGGCUGGAGGAGCUCUACACCAAGAAGCUGUGGCAUCAACUCACUCUUCAGGUCCUCGAUUUUGUGCAGGACCCCUGCUUUGCCAAAGGAGAUGGCCUCGUCAAGCUCUACGAAAACUUCAUCAGCGAGUUCGAGCACAGAGUGAACCCCCUGUCCCUGGUAGAAAUCAUUCUUCAUGUGGUCCGGCAGAUGACAGAUCCCAGCGUGGCCCUUACCUUUCUGGAAAAGACUCGAGAAAAGGUGAAGAGCAGCGAUGAGGCCGUGAUCCUGUGUAAGACGGCCAUCGGGGCCUUGAAGUUAAACAUAGGGGACCUGCCGGUCACCAAGGAGACGAUCGAAGACGUGGAGGAGAUGCUGAACGGCCUCCCCGGAGUCACCUCCGUCCACAGCCGCUUCUACGACCUCUCCAGCAAAUACUACCAGACCGUCGGAAACCACGCCUCCUACUACAAGGACGCCCUGCGCUUCCUGGGCUGCGUCGACGUCAAGGAGCUGCCAGUGUCCGAGCAGCAGGAGAGGGCGUUCACCCUGGGCCUCGCCGGACUGCUGGCCGAAGGGGUUUACAACUUCGGCGAACUGCUCAUGCACCCGGUGCUGGAGUCCCUGCGCGGCACUGACCGGCAAUGGCUGAUCGACACCCUGUUUGCCUUCAACAGCGGCAACGUGGAGAAGUUUCAGGCCCUGAAGGCCUCCUGGGGCCAGCAGCCGGACCUGGCUGCCAACGAAGCUCUCCUCCUGCAGAAGAGCCAGCUGCUGUGCCUCAUGGAGAUGACCUUUACCCGACCCGCCAACCACCGGCAGCUGACCUUUGAGGAAAUUGCCAAAAGUGCCAAAGUCACCGUGAACGAGGUGGAGCUCCUAGUGAUGAAGGCCUUGUCGGUGGGGCUGUUGAAGGGCAGCAUCGACGAGGUGGACAGGCGGGUACACAUGACCUGGGUGCAGCCGCGGGUGCUGGACCUACAGCAGAUCAAGGGGAUGAAAGAGCGGCUGGAAUCGUGGUGCACGGACGUGAAGAGCAUGGAGAUGCUGGUGGAGCACCAGGCCCACGACAUCCUCACCUAGAGGGAGGGAAGGGGAGGGGAGGGUCCCGGGCCGGAGGCCCCCACGCCGCCCGACUCCGGACCGGAUCCUCUUCCGGGGGAGGGGGUGCAAGCCCCGCUUCCCGAUGCUCGUCCGGAGAGGCUCAGCCACCUCCUCCGCGCCGCCACCUCCGGUGUCUGGAGCGGGGCCGCCCGAAAGGCAGCGACUCCGGGAGCCGGAGCGGACCCCCGUGGGGGCGGGUCCGUUAUUUUUAGAGUGCGGCUACUCCG
Molecule: messenger RNA, 1523 nt
Organism: Tachyglossus aculeatus (Australian echidna)
Lineage: Eukaryota; Metazoa; Chordata; Mammalia; Monotremata; Tachyglossidae
Gene: PSMD13
Product: proteasome 26S subunit, non-ATPase 13
Exons: 13
Coding region: 145-1275 (376 amino acids)
Biological process (GO): ubiquitin-dependent protein catabolic process
Cellular component (GO): cytosol; proteasome regulatory particle, lid subcomplex; nucleus
Molecular function (GO): structural molecule activity
Source: RefSeq, a predicted model, not a curated record